CCUAUUCCGCCUGCGAAGCGCGCUAAGGUAAAAUUCGCGGGAGUGAGUUGAAAGUGUUAUGUUCAUAUUAUACCGAACGACUGUUAUUGUUCUUUAAAGCCGUUCACAUUUAGUUAUGUGCGAAAAGAUUACGAAGGUUAUGCAGUCGCUCACUAAAUUAGUUGGGGACCAGCCAAUUCCGGAGUAUGAAGUGAACACGAAGACUAUAGACAUACUGUACCAACUUGCCGAGAACAGUGACGCCAGAUGCAAUCAGGUGUCUUUACUAAUAGAGGACCAUAAGCAGAAAGCUGUUGAGUAUCAUGCGGAAAGUUGUCACCUGCAGGACGUCCUUUUGCAAGGAGCUGGCUUGUCGUCGGGAAGUUUGUCAAAAUUAGCUUCUGAUAACAUGGCGACGUUAAACUCCUGUGCCAUGACCCUUAAACUAAAGGACACUUCCCUAACAAGCUUUGUACCUGCGAUAAAUGACUUGACCAGCAGACUUAUGGAAGCAGAAAAGAAGAACAGAGAUAUGGAGCGGGAGCUCACCACUCUCCGGAAGAAACUGGGAGCCAUUUUAGUGCUUCGGAAAAUCUUACAGGAGGAUUUGAGUAAAACGGCGAAAGCCCAGGAGGUGGAGAAUGCUAAAGCUGAGGAACGACUGCUAAACAUGGACUUCAUUAAGGCGAAAUCUAAGGACCUUUCAUUCACAAUCAAGAUGACUGAGGAGAAGAUUGCUUCUAGGAAAAUGGACUAUUCAUUAACCCAUCAAGCAAUACUUGAGGUCUCAGAGGACAUUGCAAAAUUGAAACAAGAGAUCUUGCCACUUCAGAAGAAAUUGAAAUCUUUCAGAGACUUGACUCCUAGUCCAUCCCUUGCACAAGUAAAGAUUGAAGAGGCAAAAAGAGAGCUGGCUGUGAUUGAUGCCGAACUAGAAAUGAAGGUGGACAUCGUGAACCUAACAACUAAAUAGUAGUACAAAGCACUGCUUAAUGAUAAUGAAAAUGCUAAUGUCAUUAGAGGGGGUUGUAUAUGGGAGGUGUGUGUGUGUGUGUGUAAAUCCUGUGUAAUUGACUUUUCAAUGUAUUAAAUACCUUGUAGUUUAUUUAUAAAAAUCCCUCCAACAUAACAUGUACGUAUCAGUCUUUAACUGGCUUACUGGAACAUGUUUGUCCUAAAAGUGCUAUUCAGCUGAACUUACCCUAAAGCAUAUGUUAACUUGCGUACCGAUUCAAUCAGUUUUUAUGUCUUUGUAGCUUUGCAACUAACUUAUCUGCAAUAAAUGGGGUGAUACAAUAAA
This is a messenger RNA of Brienomyrus brachyistius, 1279 nucleotides long. It is a transcript of the gene haus1, whose product is annotated as HAUS augmin-like complex, subunit 1. Gene Ontology annotation, cellular component: cytosol; HAUS complex. The transcript is spliced from 9 exons. Bases 116 to 952 code for a protein of 278 amino acids. NCBI's taxonomy places the organism in Eukaryota, Metazoa, Chordata, Actinopteri, Osteoglossiformes, Mormyridae. The record is from RefSeq and is a predicted model, not a curated record. Gene Ontology annotation, biological process: spindle assembly; centrosome cycle.